AUGAAAACCGCAACUAAUCCCAACGUAGUGCGUAGAAGUUACAUUAUCGGAUCAACUUUAAAAGAUGAAGAUUUGAAAGAUUUUAUGAAUAUUACAACAAAUCAUCCAGUUAUUACAGCAUGGUUUAAUAAUGAUCCUUUUCACUCCCCUGGUAUUGCUUUAGGAAUGGUUUUGUCUGCCGUUUACAAUCACUAUACUAAAGGAACUAUUGAAUUUGUUAACAAACCAUUACCUUUUAAAGCUCAAACCCAAAUUGAUAACAUUGUUGGUGGACAAUCUCAGGGAUUCCAGUUUGCAUUUAAUAUUGGAUUCAGGUCGACUGUUUUUCCUAUUACUUUUGUUUGGUUGGUCCUUUAUGCCACUAUAUUAUGUAGCAUCAUUAAUAUUCACAGUUCCAUCGACAGGUUACACAAGGAUGACUCUCUUGAAGUCCUUACGACGCAAAGUGCAAACCUAAAACGUAUAGGAGAAACUUUGGAUAACGUUUUUCUUCUGUUCCCGCACUAUUCUUUAGCUACAGGAAUAAACAAAUGCUACACUAUCUAUUCAUACAACAAUCUUUGUGAAAAACUAUUUGACUCUUGUGCUCACAAUAAUAUACCUAAAGAUGACUGCAUUUUAAGAUUUCCAUCUACUGUCGCAGAUAUUUGUACCAAUCUAAAUGAAAACUACUUUUCAUGGAAUAAUAAUGGCAUCGCAAAAAAUGUUACAUAUUCAUUAAUUUCUGGUGUCGCGUGGACCAUAUUGCUAUUUAUUAUAGAAUACAAAUUCAUAGCCAGACUAAUGUACUACAUAAACCAAAAAUUCUUCCCGAAACAACCAAUUCACAUUCAAGACGAAGAUGAUGACGUCGCCAAAGAAAAGGAAAGGAUUCACAUGGCAACAGAUCACGAAAUACGUCAAACUAAUAUUUUAGUCGUGAAAGAUUUAACCAAAUACUACAAGAACUUUUUAGCUGUAAAUGGUUUGUCUAUUGGAAUUGAAAAGUCCGAGUGCUUCGGUUUGUUGGGUAUAAAUGGUGCAGGAAAAACUACAACAUUUAAAAUGAUGAGCGGAGAUGAAACUGUAUCUUACGGUGAUGCGUGGCUCGAAAUGACAAAUUACAUUAUUGAAAACGUUGACUUACAAAACACAUGCAAAAAAUUUGACGCAAAACACGACCCACUUUAA
This is a messenger RNA of Diabrotica balteata, 1170 nucleotides long. The record is from the annotation of a GenBank genome assembly. NCBI's taxonomy places the organism in Eukaryota, Metazoa, Arthropoda, Insecta, Coleoptera, Chrysomelidae.